Messenger RNA from Dicrocoelium dendriticum, 1620 nucleotides. NCBI's taxonomy places the organism in Eukaryota, Metazoa, Platyhelminthes, Trematoda, Plagiorchiida, Dicrocoeliidae. The record is from the annotation of a GenBank genome assembly.
AUGUCUGACGCUGAUGUAAAACCCGGAUCAGGCGGCAGCAUGAAUUUGCUCACCUUGGCUGUUCCGGAUUUUAUGGCACACAAGCCCAACGUCUGGUUCGCCAUUUUUGAGAUAGAGUUAGAAAACAGAGGGAUCUCUUCCGACCAAGCUAAAUACAACCAACUCGUCCCACGCCUUCCGCAACAGGUGGUGACGUUGGUCGAAGACGUACUGCUUCAUCCACCUAAAGACGGAGCCGAAGUGAGCGUUAUCCCUGCCAGCGCGCAUGACCAGCAUACAAAGCCCACGUACAAUUUACGGGCAGCCAACGGCUCGCCGAUAGCUUCAUACGGUCAGCGCAUGAUGAACCUAGAUUUAAAUCUCCGCAGAGACUUUCACUGGGUUUUCACGGUUGCGUCAGCACCUUUUGCAAUUAUCGGCAUCGAUUUUCUUCGCCAUUUCGGAUUGCUUGUCGACGCGGGUCGCAACAGAAUUUUAGAUGAUCAUACGAAACUAAGGGUUGAUGGUGUCCUUUCAGAUGCCCCGAUAAUCAUCCCUGUAUUUCGGAUCGCAGACGCACCGUCCGACUACUUGAGCCUCCUCUCCGAACACCCGCGACUGGUUCGACCGGCUGCAGAGCUUCCACCAGUCACGACAGAGGUCGCUUACCACAUAGUUACGCGCGGUCAACCAGUUAACGCACGACCAAGACGGCUUGCUCCAGACAAACUACGGGCAGCACGAGCCGAAUUUGACCACAUGCUUCAACUUGGUAUCGUCAGACCGUCCAACAGCCCCUGGGCGUCGUCUCUGCACAUGGUCCCGAAGAAGAUUGUGGGGUACUGGCGUCCUUGCGGCGACUAUCGAUCCUUGAAUACGGUGACCACGCCCGAUCGCUAUCUGAUACCACACAUAGUGGAUCUCACCGCCAGUCUGGCGGGUAAAAGCGUCGUGCCACUGCAAGAUAAAAUUCAAGCCAUUAUCGACUACCCCGAGCCUCAUUCUUUCAAACAGCUCAGGCGUUUUGAUGGGAUUGUCAACUUUUACCGCCGAUUUAUACCCAACUGCGCCUCUCUGAUGCAACCCCUCACGGACCUUAUCCGAGGGAAACUAAAGACGUCCGAAUUUCCUACCGCAGCACGCGCUGCUUCUAAGUCGCUGAAAGAGGCUAUCGCCAACAUAGCUUCCAUAGCGCAUCAAGAUCCGACCGCCCCACUGUCCCUUAGUACUGACGCCUCGGACGUCGCGGUCGGCGCUGUUUUGCAGCAACGCGUAGCCGACACGUGGCAGCCCUUAGCGUUUUUCUCCAAACGCCUACAACCUACCGAAUCUCGCUACAGCACGUUCGGUAGAGAACUACUAGCAGUGUAUCUAGCGAUACGUCACCUUCGACACAUCUUAGGAGGCCGCUCCUUUGCCGUCUUCACCGACCACAAAGCCCUAACUUACGUGCUCGGCUCGACUACCGACCGAUACUCUCCUAGAGAGUCGCGCCACCUUGGCUAUAUCGCUCAGUUUACGACCGAUAUACGGCAUGUCUCAGGUGUGCACAACGCCGUCGCCGAUGCACUUUCCCGCACUCAAGCUAUUUCCGCUGACGCCGGCACUGCUAUCGACUUGGCAGCCAUGGCCACAGCAUAA